AUGCCGCCGAAAGCGAAAGCAAAGGAUGCAGGACCCGUAGAGAGGCCUAUUCUCGGCCGUUUCUCUUCUCACCUCAAGAUCGGAAUUGUUGGGCUGCCAAACGUGGGGAAAUCUACUCUGUUCAACACACUUACAAAGCUAUCGAUUCCAGCUGAGAAUUUUCCAUUUUGUACCAUUGAGCCUAACGAGGCACGUGUGAAUAUCCCUGACGAGAGGUUCGAUUGGCUUUGCCAAUUGUACAAGCCGAAGAGUGAGAUUCCAGCUUUCUUGGAAAUACAUGACAUUGCGGGGCUUGUUAGAGGCGCUCAUGAAGGCCAGGGACUUGGAAACAACUUCUUGUCUCAUAUUCGUGCUGUUGAUGGAAUCUUCCAUGUCCUACGUGCGUUUGAAGAUCCAGAUAUUAUUCAUGUCGAUGAUAUUGUUGAUCCUGUUAGAGAUUUGGAGACCAUUACUGAAGAAUUGCGUCUAAAGGAUAUCGAAUUCAUUAAAAAGAAGAUUGAAGAUGUCGAGAAGAGCAUGAAGAGGAGCAAUGAUAAGGCUCUAAAAGUAGAACUUGAGCUUUUGCUAAAGGUAAAAGCGUGGCUGGAAGAAGGAAAGGAUGUCCGUUUUGGAGACUGGAAAGCAGCUGAUAUCGAGAUUCUCAACACUUUCCAGUUGCUUUCCGCUAAGCCCGUUGUUUACUUGAUUAACAUGAAUGAGAGAGACUACCAGAGGAAGAAAAACAAGUUCUUGCCGAAGAUUCAUGCCUGGGUUCAAGAACACGGUGGUGAUACUAUGAUUCCUUUCAGUGGUGUUUUUGAGAGGAGCCUCGCUGAUAUGCUCCCAGAUGAAGCAGCAAAGUAUUGUGAGGAGAACAAACUGCAAAGUGCUCUUCCGAGGAUCAUCAAAACUGGAUUUUCAGCUAUUAACCUUAUAUACUUCUUUACAGCAGGGCCUGAUGAGGUUAAGUGCUGGCAAAUAAGACGUCAGUCAAAGGCUCCUCAAGCUGCAGGAGCAAUUCAUACUGAUUUUGAGAGAGGGUUUAUUUGUGCUGAGGUCAUGAAAUUUGAGGAUCUCAAAGAACUUGGCAAUGAAACUGCAGUCAAGGGCGCAGGAAAAUACCGACAGGAGGGGAAAACAUAUGUUGUUCAGGAUGGAGAUAUCAUUUUCUUCAAGUUCAACGUUUCUGGUGGUGGGAAGAAAUGA
Molecule: messenger RNA, 1185 nt
Organism: Eruca vesicaria subsp. sativa (arugula)
Lineage: Eukaryota; Viridiplantae; Streptophyta; Magnoliopsida; Brassicales; Brassicaceae
Source: the annotation of a GenBank genome assembly